UUCACGUUUACGCUUUCUUUCACUCAUCACCGGUUUCUAUCUCGCCAAACGCUUCAAUUAUGCCAACCCAAACCGUUCUCGUCACCGGCGGAGCCGGUUACAUCGGUAGUCACACCGUUCUUCAGCUUCUGCUCGGCGGUUUCAAGGCCGUCGUCGUCGACAACCUCGACAAUUCUUCCGAAGCCUCCAUCCAAAGAGUCCAAAAACUCGCCGGAGAAUUCGCCGACAACCUUUCCUAUCACAAGUUAGACCUCCGAGACAGAGAUGGACUAGAGAAAAUAUUCUCUUCCACAAAGUUUGAUUCUGUCAUACAUUUUGCUGGACUAAAAGCAGUAGGUGAAAGUGUGCAGAAACCAUUACUCUACUUUGACAACAACCUGAUUGGGACAAUCGUUCUCCUUGAAGUCAUGGCUGCCCACGGAUGCAGGAAGCUUGUGUUUUCAUCUUCAGCCACUGUCUAUGGCUGGCCAAAGGAGGUUCCAUGUACUGAAGAGUUCCCUUUGUCAGCAGCAAACCCAUACGGACGAACCAAGCUUAUGAUCGAAGAAAUUUGCCAUGAUAUCUACCGUGCAGAUUCAGAAUGGAAAAUAAUACUGUUGAGGUACUUCAACCCAGUUGGUGCACAUCCUAGUGGUUACAUUGGUGAGGAUCCUCGUGGAAUUCCAAAUAACCUCAUGCCCUUUGUUCAGCAAGUGGCAGUUGGCAGACGCCCUGCAUUGACAGUUUUUGGAAGUGAUUAUAAAACAAAUGAUGGCACUGGAGUUCGUGACUACAUUCAUGUUGUUGACUUAGCAGAUGGGCAUAUUGCUGCAUUGCGUAAACUGGAAGAUACUAAAAUAGGUUGUAAGGUUUAUAACUUGGGAACAGGAAAGGGAACAUCAGUACUGGAGAUGGUUAAAGCUUUCGAACAAGCCUCUGGAAAGAAAAUUCCACUUGUAAUGGCUAAUCGGAGACCUGGAGAUGCUGAAGUUGUCUAUGCAUCAACAGCGAAAGCAGAAACAGAACUUAAAUGGAAAGCCAAAUAUGGCAUUGAUGAGAUGUGCCGCGAUCAAUGGAAUUGGGCCAGCAAAAACCCUUAUGGCUAUGGUGGAUCUGAAGAUUCUUCUUAGUGACCUUAACGAUGGUCGAAUAUAGUAUAUUUUUUUAACCCUCACAUAAUAGGCGACUAGGAAUUUAGCAAGGUGGAAAAUCCUUUCGUAAUUAUGAAUUCUAAUUCUAAUUACAUGUUGAAUAAGUUGUGGUUUAGUUUAAUUUAAUGAUUCUUUAGGUUCCGGCUUAUAGGUUAUUGAAUGAGCAUAUUCACAUGUUCUUCAAUAACAUGAAUGCAUCCUGUUUUGUAAA
Molecule: messenger RNA, 1341 nt
Organism: Abrus precatorius (Indian licorice)
Lineage: Eukaryota; Viridiplantae; Streptophyta; Magnoliopsida; Fabales; Fabaceae
Product: UDP-glucose 4-epimerase GEPI48
Exons: 9
Coding region: 60-1109 (349 amino acids)
Biological process (GO): rRNA processing; galactose metabolic process
Cellular component (GO): cytosol
Molecular function (GO): RNA binding; UDP-glucose 4-epimerase activity
Source: RefSeq, a predicted model, not a curated record